This is a messenger RNA of Centropristis striata (black sea bass), 1409 nucleotides long. RefSeq names its product CLN6 transmembrane ER protein b (gene cln6b). NCBI's taxonomy places the organism in Eukaryota, Metazoa, Chordata, Actinopteri, Perciformes, Serranidae. Bases 253 to 1095 code for a protein of 280 amino acids. The transcript has 7 exons. The record is from RefSeq and is a predicted model, not a curated record.
UCUGUUCUAAAUUGCAGAUCUCAGACGAAUCCUAUCAUGUGUUAAAGCAUUUAAUCUCCUCUUCACUGCAGAAAGCGUCUCGAUGGCGGUUGAGGAGUCGCUGGUUGCAUAAUUAGCUGCUGCUUUAGUGGAACCAGAUGCCGGUUGAAUUGAAUGAGAAACCUUUGUGCACAUUAAUCCACCUUCUGUCUUCUGAAACUCGUUUUGUAUUGUGUGUGUUUCUUCAGCAGCCGGGGGGCCGGUUCUGCGGAGAUGGAUCCCGUUCUGUCGAAGCCUCGGUUCCACCUGGACCUCUGGCUCGGCUUCACCGUCCACAACUGGGUCCUGGAUGUAGGCCGGCCUGUUGUCAUGCUGGUUCUCCCUACAGACUGGUUUCCUCUGAACCGUCCCGGUGCUGCAGAAUUCCUCCACAUCCUGUACAACAUCAGCACACCGCUCAUCCUGCUCCAAAUGCUUGAACGUAGCCCCCGGAGGUUUCCCCGCCUUGGCAUCCACCUAGGCAUCAUCGCUGUUGUCAUGGGAACCAGCCUCCACCUGGCCGCCGACUCCAUCACCCGACGGCUCGUGCUGAUUGGCUACCAGCUGCACCUGUCGAUCAGAGAGAAUCCAGUCAUGACGAGCCUCAAACCGCCGUCCAUGGUGGAUUUCUUUGAGCUUCUGUGUUUCUAUGAGGACACUCUUGGUCAUCUGAUGUGGUAUGUUCCUCUCUUCCUCGUCCUCUUCCUCUUCUUCAGUGGUUGUUUCAGUCACAGGAAACAAGUGGAGAAGAUGCCGCUGACAGCUUGGAUGCUGCUUGUCCCGAGUGCCACCUACUACUGGUACCUGAUCACUGAGGGACAGACCUUCAUCCUCUUCAUCUUCACCUUCUUCGCCAUGACCGCCACAGUGAUGCACCAGAGGAGGCGGGGCUUGGCACCCGACUGUAACGGCCUCUUCUUGCUCUACAGUUUCUCUGUGGCUCUGUUCCUGGUGGCGGUCUGGGUGGCCUAUCUGUGGAGCGAUGGCGUCCUGAGGAAGAAGCACCCCGGGCUGAUCUACAUCCCACAGCCGCGUGCCGUAUACACACUCCACCUGCGUCAGGACACCCAGACAUAACAAGAAGCCUGCUUCCUCCAGCAGAAGUUCACUGACUCAAUAUGUCACUUUAAUCCGACCGCAUGCAGGUGGAACCAGACGCUCUGCUCUGCCGCUAUCACGCCUUCAAGUACAAAUAAUGUAUUUUCUCCGCUCUGGUUGUGACUUUCAAAUGUUGUACUGGCAAAAAAAAUUUCAGGAUGUGAUCACAAAGGGGGGCAAGAAUGACUCAGAUCGCCCCCCGGGCUGUCUGGACCUAGUGCAGCCUAAAUAUAUUGCAACUUUUAAGAAAGCUUUGGAAAAUGUGAAGUGAGUCACAUUGCACUGCAGCAAAA